Molecule: messenger RNA, 3166 nt
Organism: Parathielavia appendiculata
Lineage: Eukaryota; Fungi; Ascomycota; Sordariomycetes; Sordariales; Chaetomiaceae
Exons: 6
Coding region: 113-3064 (983 amino acids)
Source: RefSeq, a predicted model, not a curated record
GCUCAUGCCGUCGUGGCCUCCCUCCUGCCCUCCCUCCACCCAAACCCCAGAAUUUCCUUCCUCUCUGCUUUCUCGUCAUUCUUCCUUCUUUUAACAUACUCCUUAGCUCACUAUGACGGUUCAACAACAGUUGCGCUUUUCCGAGGUGGACCAGGAAAGCGUUAAUGCGCUCCUCCAGGAUUACUUGGACAGUGUCAUAGAGGAGGAGGGUAACGAGCAGCCCUUUGUUGCUCCGGGCACACAAGCGGAGCGCGAUAGAAUAUGGACUGCCUGGACCGAUUUCUGUGGACUUACCCGAAAAAAAGAGGAUGAGAUGGACAGCCACGGUACUCCCCAGAGCUGUCGUGGUCUCGACCCCUGCCGCUUCUGGGUGGACUUCGCUCGGGACCCAUCGGUCCCAAGUGUUCAGGCGCCAGUUCAGGCCUUUCUGCACAAAUAUGUGGAAAACUCCGUCAAGGAACGUGUCGUGUUAGGGCCGGAGGAGCGCGCCAUGGUCCGCACACUGAACUCCGCUUAUAGUGUCAUUGAGGUUUGGCGGAGGCUUGUCGCAGCGGCCGAUUUCAAGGUCCUCCGUCGCGAGCGGAAAGCGCUGCGGAAAAAGGAGAAAUACCUGGAGGCUGACCGGCUUUUUCUGAAGUGGGAGCAAGAAGGCGAACGACGUGAGGGACCCGCCUAUCUAAUUGUCCAGUGGAUUCUCCUUAAACUGUCGCCAGCGCUUAACCUGGAGAUAAACACGUUGUACGUGAAGGUUGAAGCGACAGCAGCAGAUAUCAUCCUCAUUCUUCUCGCGCUAUAUCAGCGGGCUGAGGAUAUACCCGCUCCGCCACUUACGAGGGUGUCGUUCCACGCUGCGGUCCUUCUCGGCAGUACCGGCGGUUUCCGGCCGGGCAGCCUUAUGAAUACCAAGUGUCGGCAGUAUACCUUGUCCGUCGUGCGCGACCCUGAUGUUAGGACCCGGACGAGGAUUAUUGUUACACCCAACAUCGGUCGGAACAAAGUCAAGACGACUCAAAUGACCUGUAAAUACAGGAAGCAAAAAUCCGUCGCCUACUCUACCACUCUCGUGCCUUAUCCUGUCCUCUGUUUGGCAAGCCUCGUGAUUGCCCGGGCGGUAGAGAUGGACGCUUUGGCAAUCAGCUUUGAAUCGGCCCACGACCUUCUCCACCGUCCAGUCCUUGGCAAGACCGACCGUAUCGACAUUCCCUGGAAGGAGGAAUUCCUGGACAAGCCUCUUUUCCCCCUAGCAUACCCGGUGUUUUACGAGCUAUGGAUGCGGUGCCUCCUUGUCAUAGGCUGCCGCAAGACUAUCCGCCCUUAUGCUUUUCGCGUGGGUGCUGGAGCCCGCAUGGAUGAAAGCCUGUCAAGUGCCCUACGGAACUAUGUGAUGAGUCACUCAGGAGCCGUUUUCGAAAACGACUACCAAACAGGCGUCGUGAGACCUAAUCUCGCCGCAUUAGCGUAUGGGCCCAAAGCGGUGCGCCGGGAUGAAACGCUUUUCAACGACCUUCGCAAUAUGUCCCUUACACGGGACGAGGGUUCCCCGAUCUCGGUGUCGAAAGAACAGAUUUCGAAGUUCCGAGAACGAAGGGAUAUCGCCAAGUUCCGCGACGAGAUCCAGGCCUCAACCGACCAGGGUGAGAAGAACAGGCUUCACAGGCAAAUCAGAACCACCAUCGAGACUUGCAUCAAGCUGCAGCUCGACGCAGAUUGGCAGGCCUACUUCAAGGCGGCGGACCGGUUGCGUCUCCAGGGUCUUGAGCCGGAGCCAACACCCGGCGCGGGGGGUCCGGGUAUGGCGGCUCCGGUGGCCGCCCUUUUGUCUCGCCCAGGACCGCGAGAAGACGGCGAGUCGUUAACGGUCGGCACGAGCGUAUCGGAGCGGUAUAUUGAUGCGCAGCUGCUGCACCUCUCGUCUAUCGCACUCAGUGUACCACGGCUGGUUCCAAAGGCAGCGGCGGCUUCCAAGUCCCAGAGGGCACCUCGGGUUCCAGAGACAGCGGCAGCUUCCAAGCCGCAACGGGACUCCUGCUGUUUCGUCUGCUCCAAAGGCUUCACAAACCGCUCUUGCCUUACGCGGCACUUCCGGAAUGCCCAUCUUGUUGACGGUACGUUUGACAAGCCUCUCGCUUGUCGCGAGUGCAAGCGCGCUGGGGCGACAGAGGUUAUCGUCCACGGCCCGGCACAAUGGUGCAAUCACCUCGAGCAUACCCAUGGCCUGAUCCACACACCAAGCGUCAAUCCAGGUGCCAGCCCUCGGGAUCGUCCGUCAAAUUCGCCGUUGAUCUGUCUUCUAUGCGAGGCACCCAUGGCAUCUACGAGUACUCUCCUCGACCACAUGAACCGGACUGAGAUUCCUCGGUAUCGUAAGGGCCUUCCCGUCGUCUGUGGCGCCUGCACUCGUGAGGGCCGAGUUGACGUCAAACCCAUGAGCAUCUGGGAAUGGCUGACGCACGCUCGAUCCGUCCACAAGUGGUCUCUUCCCGGCGUGGAGCCGUGCCUUCUCUGCGGACAUCUCUGCGCCCUCGGACCCGGCUUCCGGAGACAUUUCACCGCUCAGCACAGCCACAGACUGGGAGAGCCUUUAGAGUGCGCCGCAUGCGUCCCUUCGACAAUGCCGGCAGGAGAGAUGCAAGGGAUCUAUGGGUUUGAGGAGCUGCUCCGGCAUGCUAUAGAAAAGCACUCCUCAGGACAGGCGGUGACAAAAGUUGUCGGAGGAAAGCGCAAGGGGGACAGCUACAUGAACGGCGAGUACACCGCUCCAGUCGCCAAGCGCAAGAGGGGCGCCAAGCACAACGUGGCGUACACGAAGGAGCCUUCCCCCUUCGUGACAGAUGAUGCAGACAGCGAUCCGUGCGAGGACGUGAUCAUCUGCGCGCCGACUGUCGAUGAGCAGCAAACGUGCUAUCUCACACAGAAUCAUAUAGGGGGCCCGAACGCAAUUUUGGAUUUGGAUUCUCUAGAGCACGUCGACCCUGCCCUUCUCGCUCCGUGGCGGCCGGCCGCUUCCGCGCACCAAACUGCUGCGGUGCCCUCGAGAAGAGUCUUAAGGACACGAGUGGUUUGAGGACACUGCGACCUUUAAAGCCACUGUGGUGGGUGGCCCCGGCUCUUCGUAUUCGAUGGCCCGCAAAAGCCUAACCCCACACGCAACAAGCGCAUAGCCGGC